CAUAUGUACAAGAUUAAGUGAAUUUCAAUAUGACAAGAUUAAACUUUUCUAUCUGUUUCUUAUUUUUUCUGUGCUCAACUCUUCUCAUUCCAGGCCAUGCUUAUCGAUCAUUGUCCAAAAAUCAUGUUGCAUUAUUCAUCUUUGGGGAUUCACUCUUUGAUGCUGGAAACAAUAACUACAUCAACACCACUAUUCAGUUUCAGGCCAAUUUCUGGCCUUAUGGUGAAACCUUCUUCAACUAUCCUACCGGAAGAGCUUCUGAUGGGCGUCUAAUCCCAGAUUUCAUUGCUGAGUAUGUUAAGUUACCAUUAAUUUCAACAUUCUUACCCUCCUACAAUAGUGACAAAUUUAUUUAUGGGGUGAACUUUGCAUCCGUGGGAGGUGGCGCUCUAGUCGAAACUUUUCAAGGAAUGGUGAUAGACCUCAAAACUCAGUUAAGUUAUUUCAAGAUUGCGGUGGAGAAGCAGUUCAGGCAGGAGCUAGGUGAUGAAGGAGCUGAAACAUUGUUAUCCAAGGCUGUUUACUUGUUUAGCAUAGGCAACAAUGAUAUUUUCGAUUUUGCCUCAAACACGAGUGUGCUACGUUGGCAAUACUCUAAGGAGGAUUACAUAGGGAUGGUGAUCGGAAAUGUAACAAGUACAAUCAGAGAAAUAUACAAGAAAGGAGGAAGGAAAUUCGGGUUUGUAAAUUUGCUGCCUUUGGGUUGUUUACCAGCCAUGAAAGCACUUGUACCUGGAAACACAGGAUCCUGUCUGGAGAUUGCUUCAGAGUUAGCAGAAUUAUACAACAAAGCACUCUAUCAAGUUCUCCACGAACUAGAGAGCCAACUAAAGGGAUUUAGAUACUCAAUUCAUGAUUUCUACAAUUCAUUAUCGAAAAGAAUCAACGACCCUUCAAGAUAUGGUUUUAAGGAGGGCGUGACGGGGUGCUGUGGCAGUGGUCCAUAUAGAGGAAUAGCAAGCUGUGGGAGGCAGAAUAAAAAUGAGUAUGAAUUAUGUGACAAUCCUAAGGAAUAUGUGAUCUUUGAUUCUGUUCAUCCCACUGAAAGUGCCUACAAGCAAAUUGCAGAACUAUUGUGGAGUGGAACUCCAGAUGCCACAGGGCCUUACAAUCUGAAGCAACUAUUUGAACAAAGCUGAGCCAGAAUAAAUGUAGUUUCCAUAAUGAAUAAGGGAUAUUUUCUUAUGUAAAUGAGUUUGAUACUUGUUUCUAGCUUUUAUCCUUACAAGAGAAUAACUAUGUACAUAAACAAUAAGAUGACAAUUGAAAUGAUGAGAAUUCUGGGAA
Messenger RNA from Pistacia vera, 1287 nucleotides. Its product is annotated as GDSL esterase/lipase 5-like. The transcript has 5 exons. Bases 30 to 1139 code for a protein of 369 amino acids. Lineage: Eukaryota; Viridiplantae; Streptophyta; Magnoliopsida; Sapindales; Anacardiaceae. Gene Ontology annotation, biological process: lipid metabolic process. Gene Ontology annotation, molecular function: lipase activity. The record is from RefSeq and is a predicted model, not a curated record.